Molecule: messenger RNA, 1326 nt
Organism: Cokeromyces recurvatus
Lineage: Eukaryota; Fungi; Mucoromycota; Mucoromycetes; Mucorales; Mucoraceae
Exons: 6
Coding region: 78-1073 (331 amino acids)
Source: RefSeq, a predicted model, not a curated record
GGAAAUAUAAUUGUGUAAAAAUAAAAACUUUUCUUUUUAUUUCUUUCUAUUUAUUAAUAAAUAAUCAGUUUCGUUCAAUGAACUAUCUUUUAAUGGAUAGAGCUUCUGAAGCAGCAGCAAAUGACCUCGCUGAGGUUCGAAAACUUAUUGAAGGAAUGAAUGCUCUUGUUCAUAGCCAAAUUCAACAACAACAACAACAGAUUCAACAACUUCAGCAACAACAGCAACAACUCGAACAACAGCAACAACUUCAAAAGCAGCAACAAACAGAACAACAAAAGCCAAAAGAAUACCCCUCCCCUUCUGCUUCCCCCCAACAACAUCCUAAUUUACAACAACAACAGCAAGAACAACAGCAAGAACAACAACAACAACAACAACAACAACAGAGGCACCAAUUACAACCACAACAGCAACAGCAACCACAACAACAGCCUCAUUCACAACAACAGCCUCAUCCACAACAGCAGCCUCAACAGCAGCCUCAACCACAACCACAACAACAAACACAUUCACAACAACAAAAACAAGAACAACCAGCUACUAUGGAAGCAAACAUUCCACCUACUCAAAUUCAUUCGACUACUGCCCCUACUACUUCAUUAAAAACUGAUUCCACGACUAAUACUACUGUAACUAAUAGCGAAAACAAUGCUGCAACUACUAUGACAACCACUUCUACUGCUGCUAAUACUCAACAAACAAAUUUACCUCCAUAUCAUAAUCCUAUCAUUCCUCCUAAUGGCGUCAUUUGUGAGGUAACUCAUUUAACUUUUAACAGUGUUUUAUAUUUCCAAUUAACAGAGGAUGCAACUAUUGAACCUAUGGUAGCUUGGUUACGUCUUUCUUAUCAAGAUGCUGGUAUUUCUGGAAUGGUACUUCAAUAUAAGGGAUUUGAUGGAUUAUGGAAAUGUUUAUUAAAUCGUGAUGAUUCUUUAAGACGAAUUUUAAGGCAAAGUAUGAAGGGAAACACAAUAUUGCAAAUGAGAAUACCCCGCGAACAAGAUUUAUUAAGUUCCGGAUAUACAGAUCGUCGACUUUUGGCACUAACAAAGACUGAACGUAUGCAAUAAUUAUAUUUAUAAUUUCAUAUACAGAAUAAAAGUGAACAAAAUCUUUUGUAUUUGUUUAAUUUAUAAAUACAUGUAUAACUAUCUAUUUUUACGCUUUGAACAAAAGACUUUUUUUUUAAUAGAUAAAGCUGCCAUUUAAUAUACCUUAAGCUUAAUAAUUUCUGAGCAGCAGAAUAUUAUACGUCAUAAUCUCCUAGUAUUGCGUUAUACAUCUCGAGAAAGUGGCUCGUGUCUGUUACAAAAUGGAUGAUCA